GAGUCAAGACGCGCUACGACACCCCACACCACACAGGGUUUGCCCUCUAUUGGUAACGUUGAUGGGCACACGCUCAGCCAGCCUUGACUAACACGUCCUGCCUGCACGCGCCUUGCCUGCACCAUCUUGCCUGCGUCAGCUUAUGCGGCACAGCCAUGCGACGCAGCACAGCCCAGUGAUGGCUUGCUCACGAUGGCAAGAACCCUCCGUCAGCCUGCUCGCGACCUCCAGACCGUAGACGCUUCCAGACACCGCGCUCAGCUAUGCACCUCUGAGCCGACAUGGCCAUCACGAAAAAGGGUCCCGUUCUGCGCGUCACCGGCCUCGCAGCCUCGCAGCCAGACGAGGAGCUGACGGCAUCACUGAAGGCUGCCAUCAACGACAACCUGACAAACGAAGAAAAGUCAAAGACAGACGUCAGAGUGGCUAUUGUGCCCUCCUGCUACAACGAUGAGGAAAAGGUCGCGCUGGUGGAGUACCGCGGCGGGAUGCCUGCGUUCCUGUCGGCGCUGAUAGCCAAUCCGCUGGAGGAGUGGCAGGUAGAGAUGGGCGACACGGACGUCAGCUUCGACCAGCACUUCUUCGGCUUCACCCAGCUGUAUGCGUCGACGCCUGACGCACCAGUCGUUGCAGAUGUGAUCGCCAUCACCGGCCUUGACGGCCACGCGUACGGCUCGUGGCAGGGCAAAGGCAAUCUCGGGCGCAUGUGGCUGCGCGACUUCCUGUCCGAAGACCUGCCGUGCUGCCGCACCAUGAUCUACGGCUACAACUCGAAGCUGUCGAGCUACGGGGUGGAUACGAUCAUGGACUACGGCCGGGGCCUGCUAGAGGAGCUCAAGAAGAUCCGGAGCACAGAAGAGCUGCGACAGCGGCCGCUCUUCUUCAUCGCACAUAGCUUCGGCGGUAUUAUACUCGCCCAUUGUCUCGUCAAAGCGGCCCAGAUAACGGAAGACCAUCCAACGAUAGCAGCCCUUCACAGAGCAACAUACGGCAUGCUUCUGUUUGGGAUUCCGCACAAAGGUCUCGUGGUAGACGACAUUCGGAAGAUGCUGGCCGGAGAAGACGGCCAUCCGCGGAGAGCGCUGCUGGAUCAGAUUAGGGAAAAGUCUGAUCUGUUAGCAUCGCAGUUAGACAACUUUAGGAAUCUUAUUGAAGACCGCAAGCUAGUGAGCUUCUACGAGACAGGGCAGACGCGGCAGCUGCAGUUUGACAGCGAGGGCAAGCGAUGGAUGAGGACUGGCGAGUUCAUCACGGCCGUAGACAGUGACUCGGCGCUUCUCCAGCUUCCAGACUCGACGGAGGAGAAGAUCCCUCUGGACGCUGACCACUCGAUGAUGGUCAAGUUCGAUAACAAGAACACUCGAGGAUACAGCAGCGCGCGGGACAAGCUUAGGCAGUUUGCGCGGGAUGCUACAGGUGUGGUGGCAGGUCGAUUUGCGCGAGCGCAGAACAGGCCCAAACCGUCGAACAUGGUACCGUUUCCACGAGACUGUGCAUUUGUGGGCCGAGAGGACGUCCUUGCAAAGAUCCAGGAGAUUCACAGAAACUCAGCUUUGCGAGGUCACGGCCGGGUAGCGCUUGUUGGUCUAGGAGGCGUAGGAAAGUCACAGAUUGCUAUAGAGUACGCGUACAGAGCCAGAGAGGCUGCGCCGCACAUGUGGGUGUUCUGGGUACACGCGAGCAACGCCGCCAGGUUUGAACAAGCGUACCGAGAGAUUGCAGUUAGGGUCGAGCUGCCGGGGCACGAUGACCCCAAGACAGACAUCCUCCGCUUGGUGCACAACUGGCUCUGUGACGAGAGGAACGGACGGUGGCUGAUGAUCCUCGACAACGCUGACGACGAUCGGGUGUUCGCCUCUGCCAGUACCACCAACGACUCGGGUAAGGCUGCGCAAGGGCUUGGACCCGCUUGGGAAGCGGCGGUGCCGUUGGCAAGCUUUCUUCCGCAAGCGGCGAGCGGCUGGAUACUAGUCACCUCGCGCGAUCUGAUUGCCGCGGUGAACCUAGUGGGAGCACGACACAACGUGGUUCAGGUGGAGCCGAUGGGCGAGCGCGACGCCCUGACGUUGCUGAAGUCGAAGAUGCAGGUGGACGAGUCGUCUGAAGGCGACGCGAGAGCGCUUGUGAAGACACUGGAAGGCAUCCCGCUUGCUGUCACGCAGGCGGCUGCGUAUAUCGCUGUAAGAGAGCCAAGAAUCACCUGCUCCACGUACCUCGAGCUGUUCCGCGAGAGCGUGGAGAAUCAAGCGCACCUCCUAAACGACAAGAAGGCAAGAGACAUAAGGCGAGACGCUAGUUCAACAAGCGCAGUCAUCACCACCUGGCAGCUAUCGUUCGAGCAGAUCCGGAAGACGAGUCCCGACGCAGCGGACCUGCUCUCGCUGAUGACCAUGUUUGACAGGCAUGGCAUUCCCGAGUACGUGCUGUACGAGGGCAGAAGCAAGCUGCAGUUCACUGAGGCUGUGGGAACGUUGUUCCACUUUUCGCUGAUCAGGGCGCAAAUUGGAGAGCAGUCAGGGAAGCAAAUGCAGGAGCAGUUGCUUGAGAUGCACGGCUUGGUGCAGCUAGCGACCAGGAAGUGGCUCCAAGGACAUGGCCAAGUCGAUGUGUGGCAGAAGGCGUCGCUGCGAAUCAUGGCAUCAGAGUUUCCAAGCGGGCAGCAUGAGACGUGGGCGGCUUGUCGGACUCUGCUUCCACAUUCCACGAAGGUACUUGGCUAUAGCAUGGAGGAUAACGAUGCAAGGCUAAAUCGAGCGACGAUCGCAACCUACACAGCGUGGUACCUGAUGCUGAUGGGGCAGUAUGCAGAGGCGGAGUGGAUUGGGCGAAGUGCAGUGGCGGCAAGGGAAGAAGUCCUUGAGCUCGAGCACCCUGACACGCUCACCAGCGUCAGCCAUCUUGGGACAGUGCUGGAGAGGCGGGGCAAGUACGAGGAGGCAGAAGCGAUGCAUCGACGAGCGCUUGAGGGGUACAAGAAGGUGCUUGGGCUAGAGCACCCCGGUACGCUCACCAGCGUCAGCCAGCUUGGGUCGGUGCUGGAGAGGCGGGGCAAGUACGAGGAGGCGGAAGCGAUGCAUCGACGAGCGCUGGAAGGAAGAGAGAAGGCGCUUGGGCUCGAGCAACCCUACACGCUCACCAGCGUCAGCAAGCUUGGGUCGGUGCUAGAGAGGCAGGGCAAUCAUCCCGACACUGAGUCUUCUACAGCGACGUUGAACCGGUGGCGUUUAGAGAGCCUAGAUCUAGGAGCGUGA
This is a messenger RNA of Macroventuria anomochaeta, 3251 nucleotides long. RefSeq lists its product as uncharacterized. Gene Ontology annotation, molecular function: protein binding. NCBI's taxonomy places the organism in Eukaryota, Fungi, Ascomycota, Dothideomycetes, Pleosporales, Didymellaceae. The transcript is spliced from 8 exons. The coding region runs from base 282 to 3251 and encodes 989 amino acids. The record is from RefSeq and is a predicted model, not a curated record.